Peronospora belbahrii is the source of this 600-nucleotide messenger RNA. The record is from the annotation of a GenBank genome assembly. Lineage: Eukaryota; Oomycota; Peronosporomycetes; Peronosporales; Peronosporaceae.
AUGACUCGUGCAGCACGCAUUCUAAGCAACCAGUCUACGUCAGUGCGUCGACAAACCAAUGAGACCAAACGCAAUAGAGCUCAAAAAGCUAACACAUCUUCGCCAAGUUUUGCUUCUCGUAUGAUCCAGUUCAUUUUUAAAAUAGGCCGACGCGCUACAGAGCAGCGAUCCCAGUCUUGGUCAGGACGGCCCGAGUCCGACCCCGUGCCGGUUCCAACGACUGCAUGUCAUCAAGCCAGCGCUAACAUUGCAAUUCCCAAUGGACUUAGUUGCUCGGCACCAUCUGCUGUGCAAACUUCAGAGUCUUCUCGAGUGCAACAAUUACCAAGUCAAGGAGCUGCUGACGGCAAUUAUAGCAAAGCUCAAUGGCGGCAGCUACAAACGCGCUGCGCCAACUGUGACCGUCUUUUCUUUACGUCCCUUUCAUCACUAAGUGGUGCUGCUGGUCGAUUUUGCUCACUAGACUGCAAAGCCAAUCUAGAGUACAUGUACCAGAUCCAGGAAGCGAUGGAUGCAGAGACGUGGGGAAGCAGCGUUAGCACGUGUGAGUGGAGACAUGAGGACGACGUCAAUUACAUGGAAGAAAGUCAGUGCUUUUGA